Messenger RNA from Drosophila ficusphila, 3955 nucleotides. Its product is annotated as protein telomere ends associated-like. The coding region runs from base 42 to 3680 and encodes 1212 amino acids. NCBI's taxonomy places the organism in Eukaryota, Metazoa, Arthropoda, Insecta, Diptera, Drosophilidae. The transcript has 9 exons. The record is from RefSeq and is a predicted model, not a curated record.
GGUUUUCUGGCGUUUGUUGUCGUUUUGCUGAGUUAGUUUUGAUGUCUGCAUUAAAGGCACUCCGCGAGCGGUCGCUCAACAAUUCAAAAUCCAGUGAUCAGAUUUUUCCUGUGACCUUUAAGACAUUUAAAAGGCUAAUAGCAAACCUGUCGAAAAUCGCAACGGCUCUACGAUCCGCCGAUGGAAACCACAAAACCGACGACGAGUGGGCACAUUGGUAUUAUGAAGCUUUUUACAGAGAUCCAAGUAUUCGAGAAAAGUAUAAGUUCGAAGUGGCUCCUUGUCCUCAUCAUAUACGAGAAAAGUUGCUCACGGUACCUGAUCCUGAACUGAUCAUGAAUGCGGGUAAACAGAAAGAGAUCAACCAGCCAAUAUCAAAACAAGAGGUCAAUGCUACAAGCGAAGCGAAUAAGUUGCCAGGAAACCUAAAACUAGGAUCUGAAGAUCAGAUAGUUAAAGUAAACACGCUUGGCACCUUUGUAUUUCCGGUGUCCUUUCGAACUUUUGAGGGCAACCUUAACAAAAAAGUGGUGUUCCUCAAGAUCAUCAAGAACAGACAGCAUGGUCUAAUGCUGUUGGGCAAUUAUGGGUAUUGUCGUAGUACCUUAAGAAACUUUUAUAACCGCUACUACAUAUUCCCACGAUUUCGUGAAAAGACCAACUAUUUCAAAGAAGUUCCAUCUACUCCUUUGGCCAAGUUACUGGAAUUUGGCAGAGCUUAUGAUGACAUAGCAGCCAAAACUGUGCGGAAUCAUGAGUUAAUUUCCCAUAAAAUCGAGUCUUUACAAGAUUCAAAAAAUAUUCCCCUCAAGCUGUGUCAACAUCCAGAUCCAAACAUAGUAAUAGAUUUAACAGAACCCCACAACGAGACAGCCAACCAAGUUUUAGAAGUAUCGAAAAACGCUAAAGAACCACUAAGAAACGAUUUGAUAUGUAGGCCACCCGUUUCUAUAAAAAUGUUUAGGAGUCAUGUUAGCAAUCUUAAGGAUAUCGUUCACCAAAUGCUUCAAUGCGUUGAAUACCAUGGAAAAUCUGAGGAGUCAUGUAUCCAAGAGUAUUACAAAGGUUUCUAUUCUAGACCAGAAAUGCGGGAAAAGUUUGUUCCUCGUCUUAAAGCAUGCCCCGCCAAGUUGCGGGAAAAAUUGCUAAGCUUUCCACCGAAAUUGAAUGAGCAAUGUUCAAAGGAAGCGGCUUGCCAAGAGAAUCCCAACUCGGGCAAUGAAAUUGCGAACACUAAUAAAGAAGUUCCACCGCAGGAAAGUAAUACGACGAAUACCUCAAGAUCUGGGAAUCAAUACUACGACGAUACCUUAAUUCGCUUAUCAAAUAAUCAUUACCAAUUUCCCGUGUCGUUCCGAACUUUUAAGCUUUAUGUUAACAGCGAUGAGUUGAUGGAUCAGCUUGUCAACGACUCUUUUGGAAAGACUAACACUGCAGAGCAGCUAGCCGAGAUUCGUAAAGAUAACGUCAGAUGUGUUCGCCUGCUUCACAGGUUUUUCCACUCAUUUUACGUUAAAAAGGAUAUUAGAAAUCGUUUCAAAUUUAACUUUGCUGCUGCGCCCUCUGAGAUGGCCCAAAAACUACAAGAGUGGGCGGUGCUUAUUUCUGAUUCGGAAGAUCAGAAACAGUCGCAGUCCAUAAGAAUAUCUCAGCCUGAAUCAAAAGGUCAAGCACCAGAUGAACAAAAGAAAGGAAGGCAAUGUCCGAACGAGUCUUAUGAAGCACGGAAAUUGGAAUUAGCUUCAAAGACAAAGAUUGAUUUAGUGCAAUAUAUUCCCGAUAACUUAUAUGCAUAUUUAUGCUCUGAUUGCAAAAGCCCGCAAGAGAGGGCAAUUCUUGAAAACGAAUUUUUGGAAUACCUCUUAACUCAAAAAGGAGGUUCAUUCAUGCAUGAUCAUCUGAUAGCACAAGUUGCAACCCCAGCAACUUCACGUUCAAAUGCAGUUGAAAUAGGCAGCAUAGUUCAUUUUAGGCCACCAGCAGCCGAAGAGCUUGAAAGUGCUUUGGAACAGCAUGAGUUCCUGAAAUGUUCAAAGGAAGGCAAAGCUACGUCUGUUUUAAAAACUCUGCCUCAGACGUCCAGUUUAUCAGAAUGUUCUCCGAACUGUUCAAGAAGCUCAUCGAAAUGUGAUACAGGAAACAAAGACCGAUCUUCCACAUUUUUAGAGAAAAACCUAACAAAUAAAAAUUUGGAUUUUCCUGUGGAAUCAACCGCUUUGCAUGUUCCGAUAUUAGAGAAGCAAAUACUCAUAGAGAAAGCAAAGGAGCGAACAAUUGACUUGGAUGGCAGCCAAAAUCAGAAUAUACAACCCAUCUUCUCGAGCGAAGAUGCCUUCAAUCAGGAAUCUAGUGGCACACCUACUCAGCCUACUGAGUCGACUUUCGUCAACGUGGCAACUGGAAACCAAGCUUACCAAUCGACAGAAAUUCCAAGCGAUCUACCAAUGGCCGCGGGAAUCGCAGAUGUGUGCCAAUCACCAAAAGAGCCAAUGUCCUUAAACGUGGUUACAAUUAAGCAGGAACCCAUUAAAUUCCUUAGCAACGAACGUUGCGUUUGCUACACCGAUGAUUGCCAAUGGGAAAAAAUUGAUUCGGAGGAGCAAAUAAUAGACUUGGAUGGCAGCCAAAAAGAGGAAACGAGCUUGCUCUGCUUUUGCAUUUCGAAAUUAAAAGAACAGAUGCCUGAUAAGAUGGGUAAUUUGCUGCUAGAAGAAAGCUUGUUAGGAAACAAUGAUAACGCGGACGAGGACGUGGCUGCAGCCACCCAAGAAGUGGAUACCGAUGAUUUCCCAUGUACGUCAGAAACGAAACGAAAAAGCGAAUCAACCAGCGAGGCAGUGCCAAUCAAACGAAUAAAACUGGAAGACGAACAGGUGCCGCAGGUGAGGCAUGGGUUUUCAGACCUGCCGUUGAAUGCAAUGGUGCGUAUAGAGUCUGAAGGCGCUAAACAUGUCGAUCCAUCCGACAACACUUCACCUCAGCCAUUAGCGCCCAACAUCACUCCCUCGCAGGAAUUUGCUACCGGCAACACACUCUUGGAGUCCACCCAGCUACACAUGCUCCUGGACUCCACAAAUAUUAACACUCGCAAGGUAAUUGAAAAGGAAGUCAACAGUGCUUCUCUUGGAGUUUGUGAUCAAGCCCCCUCUCGGGUUUGUAAUCAAGCACUACAGAGCAGUGUUAUAUUUCUUGAGCUGCAGCGAUUCAGCUUUUUUAAAUCGCUUACCGUUCCGCAAAUAAUCAGGAACCGCAUUGAAGGACACCUAGAGGGUGCCUGCUAUCAGGAGGCGUUGGUCAAGAUUGACGGGAGACGUAGUUAUUUGCGAGGUCCUCUGCUGCAGAGUCUUUUUCCCCACUUGUCACCCACGUUGCGAUCUGAUUUGGAGCAUUUGCUGCGCAACAUGGAGGAGUUCUCCUACCAUCGCUUCUGGAAAGCUCAUACAAAUUCCACCCUGGAUCUCCGCACACGGGUUUUGUAUGUUUUUAUGGACGUGGCUGCGAAGUUCGGGCCAUUUCACGUAAUGUUUGAUAAUAAUACGAAAGAGUGGGCUACCUGUAGUGAAAUAGUCAGAUGGGAAGAUGAGGAGGCAGUGAAUCAGGGGAACCCCUGCAACGUAACGCAGUUCAUCAACCCGUGCAUUUUGAAGCGGAUUAAGGAAUUAAAGGAGAUAAUGGGUUGAUCUCAAGUCAGAGGCUGUGACGAUCUUAGAUCUGGACACAUUAACUGUAUUAUUUAAAAUUUAAUCACCCAAAGAAGUUAUUAGAAUUAUAUCGCAGUUAAAAUAUGUUGAAUUUUCAUUUGUAAUUUUCACUAAGAGUAGAUUAAAAAUACUUAACAAAUAAGUUGGAAUUUGGAAAGUAACUUUAAAAAAACAUUUAACGAAAGAAUUAAUUAUAAAAAUUGGUGGUAUAUAUACAAAAAAUUGUAUUUUGAAUAAAUAAGUUUGAAUUUGAA